CUCAGCAGUUACUCCCUUUAUCUAUUCUUUGGGUCAAAACUUUUGAGGUGGGCUGGCUAUAUAGCAGCGGGGGAGAGGGUAAACUGGGGCGCGCGGGUUGGAGGCGCUUCAGCACCGCGGCCAGCGCCCACUGCAGCCCAACCCACUCUCUUGAGCUCCCGGACUCCUAGCUCUGAGAAUGCCUGCGGAAUGAUCGCCCCCCAGGGCGGCUGCCGCCGCUGCCGCUGCUGCUGUUAUUGCUACUGCUGUUAUUGCUACUGCUGCUGCCGCCGCCUCUGCUUCCACUCUGCUCUGACUGGCAGGCAGAAAGUGCAACUGACGAGGGAAAGGUCUCUGCAGUGAGUGGAGUGCCUACAUAAAAGAGUAAAGAGGGGCAAAAACCCAGAUCAGAAUGCAGGCGACGUCCAACCUUCUCAACCUCCUGCUGCUGUCUUUGCUUGCCGGAUUAGAUCCUUCCAAGACUCAGAUUAGUCCUAAAGAAGGGUGGCAGGUGUACAGCUCAGCUCAGGAUCCUGAUGGGCGGUGCAUUUGCACAGUUGUUGCUCCAGAACAAAACCUGUGUUCCCGGGAUGCCAAAAGCAGACAGCUUCGCCAACUACUGGAAAAGGUUCAGAACAUGUCCCAGUCUAUUGAAGUCUUAAACUUGAGAACUCAGAGAGAUUUCCAGUAUGUUUUAAAAAUGGAAACCCAAAUGAAAGGGCUGAAGGCAAAGUUUCGGCAGAUUGAAGAUGAUCGAAAGACACUUAUGACCAAGCAUUUUCAGGAGUUGAAAGAGAAAAUGGACGAGCUCCUGCCUUUGAUCCCCGUGCUGGAACAGUACAAAACAGAUGCUAAGUUAAUCACCCAGUUCAAGGAGGAAAUACGGAAUCUGUCUGCUGUCCUCACUGGAAUUCAGGAGGAAAUUGGUGCCUAUGACUACGAGGAACUACACCAAAGAGUGCUGAGCUUGGAAACAAGACUUCGUGACUGCAUGAAAAAGCUAACAUGUGGCAAAUUGAUGAAAAUCACAGGCCCAGUUACAGUCAAGACAUCUGGAACCCGAUUUGGUGCUUGGAUGACAGAUCCUUUAGCAUCUGAGAAAAACAACAGAGUCUGGUACAUGGACAGUUAUACUAACAAUAAAAUUGUUCGUGAAUACAAAUCAAUUGCAGACUUUGUCAGUGGGGCUGAAUCAAGGACAUACAACCUUCCUUUCAAGUGGGCAGGAACUAACCAUGUUGUCUACAAUGGCUCACUCUAUUUUAACAAGUAUCAGAGUAAUAUCAUCAUCAAAUAUAGCUUUGAUAUGGGGAGAGUGCUUGCCCAACGAAGCCUGGAGUAUGCUGGUUUUCAUAAUGUUUACCCCUACACAUGGGGUGGAUUCUCUGACAUCGACCUAAUGGCUGAUGAAAUCGGGCUGUGGGCUGUGUAUGCAACUAACCAGAAUGCAGGCAAUAUUGUCAUCAGCCAACUUAACCAAGAUACCUUGGAGGUGAUGAAGAGCUGGAGCACUGGAUACCCCAAGAGAAGUGCAGGGGAAUCUUUCAUGAUCUGUGGGACACUGUAUGUCACCAACUCCCACUUAACUGGAGCCAAGGUGUAUUAUUCCUAUUCCACCAAAACCUCCACAUAUGAGUACACAGACAUUCCCUUCCAUAACCAAUACUUUCACAUAUCCAUGCUUGACUACAAUGCAAGAGAUCGAGCUCUCUAUGCCUGGAACAAUGGCCACCAGGUCCUGUUCAAUGUCACCCUUUUCCAUAUCAUCAAGACAGAGGAUGACACAUAGGCAAAUGUGAUAUGUUUUCAUUGAUCUAAACAGUGUAAUUUGUGAUAAACUCUAUAGGACCCCCUCAGUUUUUUUCUUCACUAUUAUUUUUCACCAUUUCUCCAAAGCAAAGCAUUUUUAUUGUAAAGUUGGUGUUUCAAAAAAAUAGCUGAGCUUGUCUAACUUACCAUGUUGGAAACACAUCUUAACUUCUAAAUUUACAAGGCCUAUCAUGUCCUUGUCAUGAAAAGCACUAAAAAAAAAAAAAAAAGAGUUUAAGUGGCUAAAGUCAUAGUUUUGCAAGAGAUUAAUGAUCUGCCUUAUAUUAGAGUCAGAGACUAAUGGUGGCUUAAAUGCAUGAAUGUCUUUUUUUUAAAACUGUCAUUUUUUACUGUCUUUUGCUCCAUAUCAGGAAAUAUUUUGGUAGGAAUUAGGAGAACAAAAAGCACUUUUAUCCCAUUUAUUUCUUUUAAAAAUGUAAGGUUUUCAUUUAUAUUGAAAAAUAAUAUUAAUCAUUUUGCUGUUAACACAAUUCUCUGAUGCGGUGCUGUACAGUCAUUUUUAAAUCUCUUGCUAACAUUUUAUUGGCAGUAUGUAUUUCUACCAUUGUAACCACCAUUGUGCUAUUGUAUCUCUUCACUUCUGUGAAAGUAAUAUUUUUUAUAAAAUACACUGAAAUUUAAUCUCA
This is a messenger RNA of Symphalangus syndactylus (siamang), 2435 nucleotides long. It is a transcript of the gene OLFM3, whose product is annotated as olfactomedin 3. The record is from RefSeq and is a predicted model, not a curated record. Lineage: Eukaryota; Metazoa; Chordata; Mammalia; Primates; Hylobatidae. Gene Ontology annotation, biological process: signal transduction.